Messenger RNA from Xiphophorus hellerii (green swordtail), 2071 nucleotides. RefSeq names its product pancreatic secretory granule membrane major glycoprotein GP2. The transcript is spliced from 9 exons. The record is from RefSeq and is a predicted model, not a curated record. NCBI's taxonomy places the organism in Eukaryota, Metazoa, Chordata, Actinopteri, Cyprinodontiformes, Poeciliidae. Bases 726 to 1859 code for a protein of 377 amino acids.
AAAAAAGCACACAAGAUUUGUUGUUUGAAAUAAAAGAACUUCUAAAAUCUAACAAAGGUGAAGAAGAUUUCUGCCUCACUUCAUCUUUUUUUUUCUUAAUUUCCAUUUGCAAAUUGCCUGAACAGGUUUAGUGUUCAGAAUAAUUUAAUACAUGUUGGCGUUAAGGUUUUUUUUAAACAAGGAUAUAUUUCUUGAAUUUGCAUGCAGUAGCGGGAUUUUACGGCGUGUCUAACCACACGCAUGCAAACUGGUCAGUGAAUUGCCCUUGACCUAUAAUGAGUCUCUUGUCCUUACCAACUGGGAUUCCCGCACCCGUAAAAUGUUUUAAAGGGUCCAAACAAAAGACAGAGAGAACAAAGAGUAACCCCUUCGUUUUUUUCCUUUUUACCACAUGCUCCCCGUGGUAAGGAACACUUGUAAGGUGUUUACCAAGACGACAUGGCUGUAGUAGGCGGUGUCAUCCGUGUUACCUUGGACUCGCCUCCGUCAACCCUAUUCACGUGUGGAAUCUCAUUGUUGUCUGAAGCAUCAUUCAAACUGGUGUUUUAAAGCCAGAGAAGGGGCUGGUGGGGCAGGAGGUGGUCCCAGUUCAUUUAGAGCUGGGUUUCAUGGGUUGGAGAAGGAGAGAGGUGCUACAUCUUCUGGUGACAGUGAGAUUUAGGGAAAGAUUCAAACGGCAGCGGAGUGGCAAAGCAGAGAGAAACUAGAGGGAGAGGAUUUGGAAGAUGGUGUCUAGCGGUGUGGUUUUUACCUGGUUGCUCUUCGCUCUGACAACGGCGGUCUCAGCAGUUCACCUGGAACCCAUGGUGGAGGAGCUCAAUGAAACGGUGUUUUGUACCAAUGACCACAUGGACGUCAUGAUUCCAAGUGCUUUUUUCCUCAACAAGGUGCCUCCAGUUGAUGUCGAUGAUUUGCAUCUAAAUGAUCCAGAAUGCAGAGGAGAGGAAAUCGGGGCCAACUUCGUUUUUAGCAUCAGGACGAAUCUCUCAGACUGCGGGACCAUAAUGGUCUCUGAUGAUACACACAUCAUGUUCAUCAACACCAUACACAAUAACUAUUCAGACAUCAUCACGAGAAACUACAUAAACAUCACGUUCGUGUGCCGCUACCCCAUAAACUACAUGGUCCAACAACCCAACAGCGAAAACAUGAUCCGAGUGGACGUCCGAAGCAUCACCCUGAACACUGAGGAUGGGAAUUUCUCAGUGUCAAUGCUGCUGUACAAAGACGAAGCCUUUGAGGACAUGUGGACAACUGUGCCGUCCCUGACCCUGGAUGAAAACAUCUUUGCCAAAGUUUUUAUGAUACCGGCUCACUUGAUGCUCCGUUUGGAGAGAUGCUGGGCCACACCCACCAGGGAUCCAUACGGCAACAUUCAGUACACCUUCAUCAGAGACAGUUGUCCAGUGUUGGCCAACAAACAGACUCUCAGCGUCUUGAAGAACGGCGAAGGUCCAGAGGCCAUGUUCAGGAUACAGAUGUUUAAGUUUGUCGGCAGCUCUUACGCUUACAUCUUCCUGCACUGCAAUGUCCAGAUCUGCCACAGCAGCCUGAGUGUGUGUAAGCCUAACUGUACCACCGAAGACGGACAGAUGAGGACACGGAGAGACGCCCCACUGUCCCACACCGUGUCCUAUGGCCCAAUCAGACGACUGCUCACCGCCAGUGAAAAACCCAAUCUAAAUCCCAGCAGUUUCCCUCCGGUGGAGACUCUUGUCCUGGGAGGUUUGCUGGUCGUCUUGCUGCUCAUCACUGGGGUGUUUGGGAGGCUGUGGCUUCGCUCCAGGCGUUUCUACCCACCACAGGAGGCCCAGCUCACCCUAUCUAACAUUCACCACAUCUCAGAGGUGGCUUCAUGAAGUGAAGCUUUUAUAGCACUGACAUAUGGACAUAAACCUCACAUAUACAGAUGUAAUUGUAACAACAAAUGUUAUUAGUGUUUCUUGUUCAUAUUUUUGUAUUAUUAUUGUUAUUUUAAAGAAAUGACUAAGUCAUCAAUCAUUUUUUAACAUCUCUUUCAGAGUGUGAUAUUGCAGAUUUAAUAAUAAAACAACUAAAUAAUGUGUGCUUU